Molecule: messenger RNA, 4269 nt
Organism: Oxyura jamaicensis (ruddy duck)
Lineage: Eukaryota; Metazoa; Chordata; Aves; Anseriformes; Anatidae
Gene: DTHD1
Product: death domain containing 1
Exons: 9
Coding region: 186-2792 (868 amino acids)
Biological process (GO): signal transduction
Molecular function (GO): protein binding
Source: RefSeq, a predicted model, not a curated record
UAGUCAACAUCAACUCAGAGUUGCUGAGCUAGAGCUUGAUUUUUUGCAGUGUGUGUCGAAUAUAGUACCUUUUUAUAUGCUGCUUAAGUUACAAACAAUAAAGAGCUCACUCUUUACAAAAGACAUCAUCUUGUGGAAGUGUUUGAACAGCAGAAAAAAAUAUAGUAGGACAUUCUGAAUAUAAGAUGGAAAUAGCUGAAGGUAGGAUUACACCUUCUGCAGACAAAUCAGAACAACGGGAAAAGAUCUGGCAACUGAACCUGCUAGCAAGAGAUGUGCUUCUGAAAAGUGAUAAUGAAGAGAGAGUGGAAUAUGUGCUAAGACUGAUCUCUUCAACAAGAGAGCUGAGCGGAUCUCUCAGCCAACACCUGGGGAACAUUACAGAAAGCCUUCAAGACACUUGCCACUUGCUGAGUGUUCUUCAUGACAAACACAAGGAAUUGACUGCAAGUCCAGAGUACAAUGACAUUAUAGAUUGUCUGCAGAAAUUGAAGGAUUAUUUGACAAACACAGUCUCACACCUUCAAGAGGCCAAAAAUAAACUUUAUGCUGCUAGUUGCAAAGCAGAUGAUUCUCAGAUCCAGACUGCUCAAAAUACUUCUGGAGAAACAAGUGUGUGUUGUUCUGAAGGAGAAGCAAUGGAGUCUGUGCAAGCAUCUUCUAGUCCCAGUCACCAAUCCCAAAGAACUCCUUCCCCAAACAAGACAGAAGGUCAGAACAUUAAUCGAAUCCAGUCAAGUGACACUAAAACUGUGGCAAAAGAAAUAUUUGCAUCAUGGGCUGAAAAUGUAUCUGCUCAAGAACAGGACAUUAGCAGAGAACCUCCAAUGAAAAAGGAAGAUGGUGAAUGCAGAGUGCUAAUGACCUCUUCUCCAGAGAAAAAGGAUAAUAAUGGGAAAGAUAAGACUCUCAGAGAUAGCUCUGUUACUGAAAAAUAUUCAGAACUGGCUUGUCAAGAUGCUCUUAAGGGCACUCGAGAAGGCCUUCCAUCUCAGACAUUGACAGAUAUUUACGACAAAAUUGUCACAAGUUGUUGUGAAGAGGAAGAAAAAGCAGUAGUCACAGAACCGUCAAAAGAGGUGGAAAGUGAAGAACACAGACUGUCAGAGCAAAAGGAAGACACUGAAAUGAAAACAAAUUAUGAGAUUUCUACGAAUGAUCUAAUUACAUCUUUAGCACAAACAUGUGAUCUUACUGCUGUGAAUCCUACAAAUGAUUCAGAACUGCAAAAAUCUAGGGACUGGAUGAACAAAGAGUUUCUAGUGGAAGGGAGCGGUAAGAAUGAAUGUAAAGUAGUUUGUUUUAUUAAAGCCCCUGCAACUGCUCUGGAGAAUCUGACAUGUAAGAUAGUCAAUGACACUAGUUCCUUGGUGGUUGAUGAUUCUGAGGAGCUGGUCAGCAAUGUUAUCAGUAUUGAAUGCUCUGAUUAUGAGAAAACAAUCCCUUUCCCUAUCAACAUUGCAAUCCCGUUCACUUCACGCUUCAGAGGAAAUUAUCGGGAGAUUAUGGUGAAGGUGACAGAAGUGAACUUUCAAUCAAAUUACUUAACUCCCAUUUCUUUGGAGGGAUACCAAGGAAACCAUCAGGAAACAUUUGCGGAAGUGAAAGUUUACCAGCUGGGUGUUUUUUCUGUGUUGUCAUGCUUAAAGAGAGAAACUUUUACUGUUCCAAAGGUAGGACUCUCACAAAAGCUGAGCGUGGAUUCUAGAAUCUCUUUCUAUUAUCCUCCGGAAACUUUCAGUUCUCCAGCAGCCAUGCAGUUAAAGGUUCAGCCAAUUGAACCAUCACUGAUUUCCACACUGAAAGCAAGACAUGAUAUGUACUACUCAGUGGUAUCCACCAGUGCACUGGUUUAUAUCCAGCAUCCUUCAGCCCAACCAUUUAAUAACUCAGUCACUAUUACUCUACCCUGUCCUCCAAAUCCAGAAAAAAAAAGGCAAGGAGAUGAGACAGAACAAGUGAGAGCCAUCAGUGCUACAGUAAAGAGGGUUGCUGCAGCAUACCAUCCUCGGGCUACAAGUGCUUCUGUGAGAAAGAAUGGAGAGAAUCUCAGUGAUUCUUUGAAAUUAUUAGGUCACAGAAACAAAGAACAGGAAUGGAUGGUGUUUGAUGAUAUUAAUAUCCAGAAUGCACGGAAUGGGCUUGUAUCAUUUGAACUAAAUGAACAUUUAGAAAGCUUUGUGGUCAUUCGGCUUUCAUUCCUCUUGGAAACUACGUAUCUUCUCCUUUUUGCUCAGGCUCUGGAAGAAGCUGUUUGUAGCACAAUGUCUAAUGUGGUAUUGUAUCGGAAAAGAGAAAACCCAAAUAAAAUAGUAGUCUUACUAUCUGCAUCCAGAGAAUUGUCCUGGGAGCUUCAAAAUCUCCAUGAGGAGGGCUACUUUGGUCCCCCAGAACCUACGCAGCAGUUUCCAUUAAGAGAAGGAGAGCAGAUUCAUUUUCAAUUUACAGGCAAUAUAUUUGCCUCAGAAAAUGGAAAAGAUUUUGGAAAAGCCUACAGGCUGACUUUUCAUUCACAAAGAAAGCCCAAGCUAGAGCUCCAAAUUAAAGAAGUGGAUGAGUUUGGUAACCACAGCUCACCUCAUUACAAAGGAACAGCUGUUUUUUAUAAAAUCACCAGAGAGAUGAUAACCAAAGAAUGGAAACAGCCCUUGCCAUGUGCUGAUUACCAACACCAGUCACCACUGUGCAAAUUAGCGCUAACAUUACCAAAGAUAAGCCAAAGAGUUGCUGAUGGAGCAGUUCUGAUCCAUCACCCAUGUACAAACUCCCUCAGAAUUUCUCUUAGCAGGUGAGAGACUCUCAUCCAAGGACCAGCAUAGAAAAACUGUACUUAGCAGAACUUUUUCACAGAUUUGCCCUUUCCAGCUGGUAUGGCCCUGAGAAAUUAUUGCUUAAGUGUCAGUUAAAUACUCUCUGUAACCUUGUCUAGGCAGUACAGAAUUGUAAACUGUAGGUGCAUAAAUGGUCGAUGUAACCUUUCUCCUAUCACCUGAUUUUCCUAUUAUACUUAAUAAGCCUCUGCAAUACAGCCAUGUGGGCAUUCGGCUUCAUCUCUGGUGAAAGCUAUUCCUACAUGAAUUAACCUUUAAUGGAAUGAAAUCAAACUGUAAUCUUUUCAAAGAGCCCAGAUAUCAACAUCCCGUGUUGUAUAAAAUGCUGCCACUAGACUACUUUUAUCAAGUUUACAUACAUUUCAAUCUCAAAAUCUGUGCAGGUAACACUGGUCUGAAUCUCUGGUGGCAUGCAGUAGCACCUGUUUCUUUUUUUAAUUUAAUUGAACUCACUCUUCUUAAAGUAUUACCUGCAAAUACAUCUCCUAUUCUUUAAGCAUAGCUCUUGAUUUCUCUCUCAUCUCCAUUCUCCCAAGUAAAAAAUAAGAACAGUUAGGUGCAGAGGAUUUUGAGAAGAGGCUUCUUUUAGUGAUAAAAUCUGUAUAAAAUGUAAAUUUGGCAGGGGGGAAUCACAUGCUUUCACCCUCUGCUUUUUCACAGGGUUAGCAUCCCAUGUAUAGUACUCACAGAGAGAGAAAUACAAACUCUUGAGGCUCCACUGGGGAAGAUCAUAAUCAAACAAACAAAAACCCAAACCCAUGAACAAAAACAAGAGCCAGUGACACAACUUAGGUAUCAAUUAGUUUUCUUCCAUCCACUUGUCUCUCUUCCAUCCCAUUUUUCCUCUUCAGUUAAUCUUACUGUGUAUUUAGAAUAAGAUGUAGUGAAAUGAGUUGCAUUUGUAUUAAACCACAAAGACAAUUAUCAAGUGUCUCAGAUUUGUUUUGGUAUAUACAGCCUCAUGCUAGUCUUAAAAUAUCCAACUCAGAUUUUUCAAAACAAUUAUUUCUGACUAACCUUUUUCUCCUACUAAAUUUAAGGCCGCAUUUUCUCUUUCCCAGUAUGGCUGAGAUCUUGAAAUAUGGUCACUCUGCAUAAGUGUACAAGAAUAUGUAAUAUAUGUGGGCAUGCAAGAACACCCAGGCAGCCUAUUCAUGUAAAAGAAGCAGAAGAUUACAUGGUCAUGGUAUUAACAUGGUCAUGGUUGUUAAAUUAUAAGAGUUAUUGGAAAGGAAGUUUAACAUCAGGAAUGCAGAUAAUCUUUUGUCCUUUCAGCCUUUGACAGAUACAUUCACUUACUGCAUUGUCAGGAACUAUAUAAACUAGGAGUACCUUCGCUCUGCAGGCUAACAAUACAUGAUGGGAGAAACCUGGUACAAGACUUUCACCUGAAUAAACAUGUUAGUACACACAAAAUUAAACACAUACAAAAAUAAAA